Prunus armeniaca (apricot) is the source of this 1677-nucleotide messenger RNA. The record is from the annotation of a GenBank genome assembly. NCBI's taxonomy places the organism in Eukaryota, Viridiplantae, Streptophyta, Magnoliopsida, Rosales, Rosaceae.
AUGCAGCAAAUCCAUGCCUUCUCUGUAAGGCAUGGUGUUCCACUCAGCAACCCAGACAUGGGCAAACACCUCAUUUUCACCACUGUGUCUCUCAAAGCUCCUAUGCCCUAUGCCCACCAUAUAUUUUCCCAAAUCAGAAGCCCUAAUGUCUUCACAUGGAACACCAUGAUUAGAGGAUAUGCUGAGAGUGAGAACCCAACUCCUGUUCUUCAACUUUACCACCAAAUGCAUGUGAAUUCUGUGGAACCUGAUACACACACUUACCCUUUUCUUCUAAAGGCUGUGGCUAAGUUGACGAAUGUUAGAGACGGUGAGAAGAUACAUUCCAUUGCUCUGAGAAAUGGGUUUGAGUCAUUGGUCUUUGUUAAGAACACCUUGCUUCACAUGUAUGCAUGUUGUGGCCAUGUUGAGAGUGCACACAGGGUGUUUGAGUCAAUGUCUGAGAGAGACCUUGUGGCUUGGAAUUCUGUGAUUAAUGGGUUUGCUUUGAACGGGAGGCCCAAUGAGGCUUUGACUAUUUUCAGGGAUAUGAGUUUGGAGGGUGUUCAGCCAGAUGGGUUCACCAUGGUUAGCUUGUUGUCUGCUUGUGCUGAGCUUGGAACUUUGGCUUUGGGUAGGAGGAUCCAUGUGUAUAUGCUGAAGGUGGGCUUGACCGGGAAUUCACAUGCUACUAAUGCCCUUCUGGACCUUUAUGCAAAGUGUGGGAGCAUCAGAGAGGCACAAAAGGUGUUCACAACGAUGGACGAAAGGAGUGUGGUUUCUUGGACUGCUUUAGUUGUUGGGUUGGCUGUUAACGGGUUUGGUAACGAAGCACUUGAGCUUUUCAAGGAGUUGAGGAGAGAGGGAUUGGUGCCUACUGAGAUCACUUUUGUUGGGGUCUUGUAUGCCUGUAGUCAUUGCGGGAUGGUUGAUGAAGGAUUCAAUUACUUUAGAAUGAUGAAGGAGGAGUAUGGAAUUGUCCCCAGAAUAGAACAUUAUGGUUGCAUGAUUGAUUUGUUAGGUAGGGCUGGCUUAGUGAAAGAAGCAUAUGAAUACAUUAACAACAUGCCCAUGCAGCCCAAUGCUGUUAUCUGGAGGACCUUGUUAGGAGCAUGCACAAUACACGGGCACUUGGCUCUCGGAGAGACUGCAAGAGCCCACAUCCGAGAGUUAGAGCCUGGACAUAGUGGAGAUUAUGUGCUCCUUUCCAAUCUCUAUGCAUCUGAGCGUCGUUGGUCAGAUGUGCAAAAGGUGAGGAGGACAAUGCUUAGUGAUGGGGUGAGGAAAACUCCAGGGUAUAGCAUUGUUGAGUUGAGGAAUUGUAUUUAUGAGUUUACGAUGGGUGAUAGAUCUCAUCCCCAAAGUGAAAAAAUAUACACAAUGCUAGCAGAGAUCACAAAUCUGUUGAAACCAAAAGGGUACGUGCCUCAUACAGAAAAUGUUCUUGCAGACAUAGAGGAGGAGGAAAAAGAAAAUGCAUUGUCCUACCAUAGUGAAAAAAUUGCAAUUGCCUUUAUGAUCCUAAAUACUGCAUCAGGAAUCCCAAUUAGGAUUUGGAAGAAUUUGAGAGUUUGUGCAGACUGUCAUCUUGCAAUUAAACUCAUAUCCAAGGUUUAUGAGCGGGAGAUUGUUGUGAGGGAUCGCAGUCGAUUUCACCAUUUCAGAGAUGGUUCUUGUUCUUGUAGAGAUUACUGGUAA